ACGAAUACAAACGAUGUAGGCCCUAUUUCUAAACGAUGACGCGACCUCGCCGCGUUUCCGUUUUUAGUCGUUAAAAUGGAGAGCCGUCACAGUUACAAGCUGUUGCUGGCGUUGACGGCGAUGUUGGCGAUGGCUGCCUCUCAAGAUGUAUCGAAAUUGUGCUUCGUCAAUAGCAAGAAAUGCGGAGACUGUAUAUCUGCAUAUCCGGAGUGCGUCUGGUGCAAGCAAGAGGGUUUCGACAGUAAUGAAGGCAGCAUUAGUAGAUGUGACACCAUGGCGAGACUUAUCAGUAAUAACUGCAGCCAAGAAAAUAUUGUCAACCCAAAGUCAAGCGAGACCAUCGACGUACAGAAGAAUCUCACAGAUGGCGCCGUUGCACCGGACGAACAGGCGGUACAACUGUUCCCGCAAGAGAUUACAAUGAAUAUACGCCCGAACGAUCCUCGGACGAUACGCGUGCAGUAUAGUCAAGCCGAAGAUUACCCUGUCGAUCUAUACUUCCUUAUGGAUCUAUCGAAAUCAAUGGAAGACGAUAAAGCUAACCUUGCUAUGCUAGGAGACAGGCUCGCGGCCGAAAUGCAAAACAUUACGAAGAACUUUCGCUUGGGGUUUGGAUCAUUCGUCGAUAAGGUGGCCUUGCCCUUUACGAGCCAAGUGCCAUCAAAGCUAAAAGAGCCAUGCGCUGGUUGUAGCGCCCCUUAUCUUUUCAAACACGAGUUGACGCUGACGACUGAAACAGAUAAGUUUGCCAAAAAAGUGAACGAAGUUCCAAUUUCUGGUAACCUGGACGCUCCUGAAGGUGGGAUGGACGCACUCGUGCAAGCUAUCAUGUGUGAGGAGCAGAUCGGGUGGCGCACGGGAGCGCGGCACCUCAUAGUCUACGCCUCCGAUGCCAGCUUCCAUUACGCUGGAGACGGGAAGCUAGGCGGCAUCGUGAUGCCAAACGACGGGCAAUGCCAUCUAGAUGACAACGAUGCAAUAUUACAGGGCACCGAACAGGAUUAUCCAUCCAUUUCUCAGCUGAAAAAGUUGAUUGGAGACAAAUCGAUUAACGUGAUCUUUGCAGCUAUUGACUCUGCAUUUGAUGUAUAUAAUGGACUAUCAGCGAUUAUAGAAGGCUCCACAGCGGGUGUCCUGGCAAGGGAUUCUUCCAACAUCGUCGGUCUUAUCAAGGAUAACUAUGAUCAAAUCAGCUCAACCGUGCAGCUGUACGAAUGCAACGAGACCGUUAGUGAUGGCGAGUCCAGUGGACAGUGUGGCUCGCUUAAAAACCUAGAGGUGCGCUACUCGAACGAAUUCGACGGUGAAGUACAGGAAGGGCCGCGCCGCGCCGGCAUCCGGGUUGGCGACACGGUAACGUAUAACAUUAAACAGCACGCCUAUAUAUGGGGCACUUUCUCCAUUCGACCUCGCAACAUCGCCGAAAAGUUGCUCAUAAAGCUGAACGUGAUUUGUGACUGCGACUGCGGCGACAAGAUUGAAAAUAGCACAGCGUGUUCGGGUAAUGGCACUCUAGCGUGCGGCGUAUGCGAAUGCAACCCCAACUACACGGGUCAACAGUGUCAAUGCCGCCUGAGCGACGAGUCCAAUGACGUCAACGAUGACACGUGCAAGGCACACGUGAUAGUAGUUUGUACCAUUAGCAUGAAAGAUUUUACCUCCAAAGAAAUCCCCGACUUUACUGCCAAUAUCACCAAGCCCGCGUCCUAUGUCUCCGCCGAAGUCAGCGAUGCCACCGCCAAUGUCUCCAAGCGUAUCACCAAUAUCAAAGUCAAGGACGUCGCCGAGGUUGUCUCCAAUGUCACCGAAGGCGUCUCCAAUGCCACCAAUAGCACCAGUGUCACGCGAGGGCAGUGCGUGUGUGGGACGUGUGUAUGUAAUCAGGAUUACACUGGAACGCGCUGCCAAUGCCCUGCAUCUAAAGACACGUGCAUAGCUAGCAAUGGGAAACUGUGCAAUGGACCGGGUAACGAAUGUACAUGCGACGGAGGAAGGUGGCGAUGCAAAUGUGAAGAGGAUUCAAACUUCAGAGGACCAACAUGUGAAGAUUGCCCGACGUGCGAAGGUUACUGCGAGCAGAGCAAAGACUGCGUGCAGUGCGUCACCUUCGGUACAGGCAAAUACGAUCAGGGAGAGUGUGACCGUGAAUGUUCUACCAAAGAAAUAAUUCCACAAAAAACUGUUUCAGAGGACCUGUCUCCGCAAGUGAAUCGCAAACUGUGCCAGUAUCCGGAUACGUCGAAUGAUGACGGCUGCUCGUUCCGGUUCACGUACGAAUUCGACUACGUGUCCAAUAUCAUCCUUAGGGCGCAGACGACGCGGGUAUGUCCGCUGAACCUGGCCGCUGUGACGGGUGCCGUGACGGGUGGCGUCAUAGGUGGAAUCAUACUCGCUGGCCUUCUGCUGCUGCUCCUAUGGAAGCUACUGACAACGGCACACGACAAACGAGAGUACGCCAAGUUCGAGAACGAGAGGCAGCUAGCCAAAUGGAGAAGGGAGGAGAAUCCUCUCUAUCACGCAGCUACGACGACGGUGCAAAACCCAGCGUUUGGGAGCUCGAACAUCCAGCUGAAAUGUGAAAACAGUCCGCCAACUUGUUGA
Messenger RNA from Priapulus caudatus, 2601 nucleotides. RefSeq names its product integrin beta pat-3-like. Gene Ontology annotation, cellular component: integrin complex; focal adhesion; cell surface. NCBI's taxonomy places the organism in Eukaryota, Metazoa, Priapulida, Priapulimorpha, Priapulimorphida, Priapulidae. Gene Ontology annotation, biological process: cell adhesion mediated by integrin; cell-matrix adhesion; integrin-mediated signaling pathway. The record is from RefSeq and is a predicted model, not a curated record. The transcript has 17 exons. Gene Ontology annotation, molecular function: integrin binding. Bases 76 to 2601 code for a protein of 841 amino acids.